Molecule: messenger RNA, 2313 nt
Organism: Kwoniella shivajii
Lineage: Eukaryota; Fungi; Basidiomycota; Tremellomycetes; Tremellales; Cryptococcaceae
Exons: 11
Coding region: 1-2313 (770 amino acids)
Biological process (GO): protein phosphorylation; intracellular signal transduction
Cellular component (GO): cytoplasm
Molecular function (GO): ATP binding; protein serine/threonine kinase activity
Source: RefSeq, a predicted model, not a curated record
AUGGCUACACGUCCUGCUCCUCCUUUACCUGGACAAGGAGGUGGUAGUAGUAGCAGUGGUGGUGGUGGUGGUGGCAGGAGACAUAACUCGAUACCACCUCAGUCAAUGGCACCUCACUUACAAUACGGCCAUGGAAGUGGACAGGGGAAUAUGCAGGGACAGCAGCAGCAGUUCAAACAGAGGGCUAAACCGAGAGUGGGACAGUAUGAGAUUGAGAGGACGUUGGGGACGGGUAGUUUCGGUAAAGUCAAACUGGCAACUCAUGCGAUAACGGGUCAUCAAGUGGCAUUGAAACUCAUCAAUCGAGCCAAAAUAACAACUCCAGAUAUGAAUGCCAGAGUCAAGAGAGAGAUUCAAUAUCUAAAAGUAUUGAGACAUCCUCAUAUCAUCAAGCUAUACGAAGUGAUCACUACUCCCACCGAUGUAAUCAUGGUCAUGGAAUAUGCAGGUGAAGAGCUCUUCAAUUAUAUAGUAUCAAAAGGUAAACAUGGGAUGUCAGAAGAAGAAGCUCGUCGUUUCUUUCAACAGAUGAUAUCAGCUAUAGAAUACUGUCAUAGACAUCAUAUCGUACAUCGUGAUCUAAAACCUGAAAACUUAUUCCUUGACUCGAGACGCAAUAUCAAAAUCGGUGAUUUCGGUCUAUCAAAUUUGAUGACUGAUGGUGAUUUCUUGAAAACAAGUUGUGGAAGUCCAAACUAUGCUGCACCUGAAGUCAUCUCUGGAAAACUAUAUUCAGGUCCUGAAAUCGAUGUUUGGUCUGCAGGUGUAAUCAUGUACGUCUUACUAUGUGGGAAACUACCUUUCGACGAUGAACAUAUUCCAACUCUAUUCAAGAAGAUUGAGAAUGGAGUAUUCCACAUACCUUCGCAUGUAUCUGAACCCGCACGACAUCUGCUCAAGAGGAUGUUGGAAGUCGAUCCGUUGAAAAGAGCGACCAUAGCAGAAAUAAGGCAGAUGCCAUUCUUUCAAGAAAACCUACCACGUUACCUUGAACCAUUACCUGAAAUGGAACGUUACCCAGCAUUACCAAUGGAUGACAUGACAACUCUGUUACUUAUAAAUGAAGGUCAAGCGGAUCCCAAGAAAGUGGCAGAAUCAAAAGGGAUGAUGUUUACCGAAGAUUUAGGUAUAAUAGAUCCCGAUAUUGUUGGAGAAAUAUUAGAAAAAAUCACUACUUAUACUGAACCCAUGGUUUGGGAAGCAUUGCAAAGAGAUGGUGAUAAUCAAGUUAAAGUCGCUUAUCAAUUAGUUAGAGAUCAUAGAAGGAUUUUAAAAGAUUCCGCUUACGGAUUUGAAGAUGAAGACAUGUCUGCAAUGGAGGAGUUCAUGGCGUCUUCUCCUCCAGCCUGGAAUGCAGAUAUCCCACCGCCUUCCCAAAUGUCACACAAUGGUGCAGAUGAACACCCAGAUAUUGACGAAGAUGUUGAUCUAGAAAUCCAAGAUAUACCAAAUGCUCAUUUCGAUGUUUUAGAUAGUAGUUUACCUGGCUAUUUGACUCCUCCGGGAUCGGCAGGACCAUCGACGGCAGCCGCUACGCCUACAGCUGAAGUUCCUGAAGAUGACUCACAGCAAACAGCAGAAGCAGCUGCUCGAGCUCUACUAUCUUCUCAAGUGAAUAUACCUGAACCACCCAGGAACAAAUCAAUGACAAAACCAAAAUGGCACUUCGGAAUAAGAUCGAGAUCGCCCCCGAUGGAAGUGAUGUUGGAGAUAUACAAAACAUUGAACGUACUAGGUAUGCAAUGGAGAAAGAAGGAGGCGAUUGAAUUACCUGAAAUUGGAGGUGCACCUCCAGGAGGAUAUACAGAAGAAGUCGAAGUUGCCCUCGAUCAAUACACUGAAACGAAUAACGGAACAAGGCCUAUAAUGGGUAAAAAACCACCUACGAAAAAAGAAAUGCAAGCUCAAGAUAAACAAGCACAAAAUCUAUAUCAUGUUGAAACGAGGGCGAGGUAUGGUGAUGUUAUUGUUCGGAUGGAUCUUCAAUUAUAUCGAGUGGACGAACAACAUUACUUGGUUGAUUUCCGUAAUUUAGGAUAUUACAUGGUGACUGAAAAAGAGAAAGACGUACCUGACGUAUCAAGAUACGAUGGAGAUAUGGCAUCAAUGUUAUCUGGACAGAUAGGAACGAUGUCAUCCGCCUCAAGCACAGCCAAUGGUACACCAUCACUUCUGCCUACAGGUCCAGGAUCCAAGCUCAAGGAGAAUGGUGGCGGUGGUGCUCAAGGUCAACAAAGUAUCGGAGGUGUUUCGGGGCCAUUCCAUUUCUUGGAAAUGGCUUGUCAAUUAAUAGCUGAAUUAGCUAGUGGAUGA